CUGAUAUCCAUUUCAAUAAUCAUUCCGCCUUUACAAUAGUAGUGAAAUAUGUUACUUAAUCAUAAAUUACAUUGGUAUAAUUUAUUAUUGUAUAUUGUUCAAAUUGGAUUAUUAAUAAAUGCCAAACCAUACCAUGUAUCAUAUAAACCAGAUGAAACUAUUAUUAAACCAUGUCGAUCCGGUACAGCGCAUUGUAUGUUUGGUGAUUGUACAAAAAUCUGGCUUAGAAAAAAUAAACAUGUAGAUAUUAUUAUUGAAUGUCAAUGUUGGCCUGGUUAUUCUGGUGAUUGGUGUAAUAUCUAUCCAUCUGAACAUAAACAUUGGGAUGGUUUACUACGUACAGAAGAUAAAGAUGAAAUUACUCCAAUUAUAAAUGCUAAACAUACUACACCUUAUACUACUUUGGAUAUAUGGCAUGAACAAAGUCUUCAAUAUGCUGGAUAUUUAGUGAAUAAACAUCGUGAAUCAAUUGAAGAUAGAUUAAAGAAUAAGUUUCUUGUAUUUCAUAAUAGUUUGUCAAAUAAUCUUGGAAACAAUAAUGUACCAAGUGAUCAAUAAAGUUUCACAUGUUUACUCACAAUAGAAUUGCUUACGUUUAUUAUCCUUUCUACUUAGGCUGUCAUUAUCUGUUUACAACAUUUGACUAGGUUAAAAUCUUAUUUGUAUAGACCUUAAUUAAUCCAAUGUAAUUAAUUAGUCAGUAUCUGCUUCUCUAUUUACAUUAAUCAUAAGCAAAUAUAUCUGUAAUUUAUAGUUUAUUGUAUAACUAUUUCCUAUGCUUUAUACAAAUAAUUUACACUUGAAUUCUUAGAUUUCAUUUGUAUUUUGGUUUAGGUUAGGAGUUAGAAAGGCUAAUCCUUAGGCAAACUUUAUAGUUCAGAGCCUAAUAAACAGACUUUUACUUGAUAAAUGAGUUUGAUUAUUAUUAUUGUUGUUGCUAACCGUUAGGUAACUUUAUGGAUUACUGAAUCGAUUUCAUUCAUUAUAAGUAAUAUAGGUGUUGAAAAUAUAUCGUUA
This is a messenger RNA of Schistosoma haematobium, 1017 nucleotides long. RefSeq lists its product as uncharacterized. The record is from RefSeq and is a predicted model, not a curated record. Lineage: Eukaryota; Metazoa; Platyhelminthes; Trematoda; Strigeidida; Schistosomatidae. The transcript is spliced from 2 exons. Bases 49 to 558 code for a protein of 169 amino acids.